CUUGUUCUGAGUUUAUAAGUGGGAACAAGAUGAUUUCCGUUGAGAACCAGGCACUUGUGUCAGAGAAUGCAAUACCAAAAGAUGCAUCAGAUGGAUUUGUUGUGCCAGAAUCCAAUGCCUUUGGCCAAUCAUUCAGGGAUUAUGAAUCAACUGUGAGGCUAAGCAUUGUGGAGAAUACCUAUCGGUUGAAUCAUAUUAACCAAACAUAUGAUUUUGUAAAGAGGACAAGGGAAGAGUAUGCAAAAUUGAACAAAGCAGAGAUGUCCAUAUGGGAAGCCAUUGAACUCCUUGACAGUUUUGUGGAUGAAAGUGACCCUGACCUGGAGGAACCUCAGAUUCAGCAUUUGCUGCAGUCGGCAGAAGCCAUAAGAAAAGAUUAUCCUAAUGAAGAUUGGAUGCACUUGACUGCCCUUAUUCAUGAUGUUGGAAAGGUUCUUUACCAUUCUAAAUUUGGAUCGCUUCCCCAGUGGGCUGUUGUAGGAGAUACGCAUCCUGUUGGUUGUGCCUUUGACGAAUCGAUUGUUUAUCACAAGUAUUUCAAGGAAAAUCCAGAUUACAACAAUCCUACCUACAACACUGAACUUGGAGUCUACUCUGAAGGAUGUGGACUGGAAAAUGUGCUGAUGUCAUGGGGGCAUGACGAUUACAUGUACAUGGUGGCCAAGGCAAAUGGAACUACUCUACCAUCAGCUGCAUUAUUUACCAUCCGAUAUCACUCAUUUUACCCAAUGCAUACAGAAGGAGCAUAUAAAUACCUAAUGAAUGAGGAGGACAGAGAGAAUCUGAAGUGGGUUCUAACAUUCAACAAAUAUGAUCUCUACAGUAAGAGCAACGUUCAUAUUGACGUUGAAAAAGUUAAACCGUACUAUGAAUCCCUUAUAAAAAAGUACUUCCCAGAAAAGCUCAAAUGGUAAUCCUUGAGGUUGGAAGGCAUACUGCACUAAGGGAAAGGAUCCGGCUUUAGGCUACCUGCUAUACUUUUAGUUGUACUUGCUUUCAAUUGGCAAUGUUAAUUUUAUUUAUAUAUGUACUACAAAUUUCUGUAAUCAGUACUAAGAAAUUUGUAAAAUAUUAAUAAUGCAGUCUCACAUCGGCAAGAAAUAAGUUUUAAUCCUUCCUUUCA
Quercus lobata is the source of this 1123-nucleotide messenger RNA. RefSeq names its product probable inositol oxygenase. The record is from RefSeq and is a predicted model, not a curated record. Bases 30 to 914 code for a protein of 294 amino acids. Gene Ontology annotation, biological process: inositol catabolic process. Gene Ontology annotation, molecular function: inositol oxygenase activity; iron ion binding. Gene Ontology annotation, cellular component: cytoplasm. NCBI's taxonomy places the organism in Eukaryota, Viridiplantae, Streptophyta, Magnoliopsida, Fagales, Fagaceae. The transcript has 11 exons.